GAUCGUCGCGAGUAACGGGUGUAUGUGAAAAGAUCAUGUGAAUGGUUCAAAACAACUUCGUAGUGGUGGUGAAUCAAGGUUGGAAUUUGUGUUAAUAACUGAUAGAUCAUGACGGUUUGAAGUGUUUUUACUUUAGUUUUGUGCAAGUUUUAAUAUAGACAAUGGUUAGUGAUACUUUAUUUUCAAUCAUGGUCGUCGAGCAGCAGCAGGCACAUUAUCGACCCACUAAGAAAUCAACUUAAGGCCAAUCAGAAGUGAUCGUUUGGAACGUUAUUGUUAUUUCCAUUUCCGGUUUUCAUGUCAAGCAGCCUAUAAGUGUUGAACGAAUAUCUGCGUAAGGCAAACCAAUGCGUCAAACAAUUGAAUCGAUAUGUUAGUUAGUGACUAUCUCAUAUAAUUUGUGCAAGUAAUCCGUAAUCAAUAAUACAGUGAUUUGUUAACACCUGAAAGACGAAUCUCAGUGUUUGCGGUAUCUUAAUGGAUGUGAAUAAAAUGCACAACAAUACAGGGACAACGCAUUUUAAAAUGGCAUCAUGCUCGCUAUUGUUGGUUGCAAUACUUAUUCUAGGAAUCAUUGGAAAAACCAUAUCGCAGGAAACGGAAUUUGCACCGCACGUGACCGCAACAUGCAAAUCAGGCACAAUGAAUAUCAAAAUCAUAUUCACUGCCGCAUAUAAUGGAAUAGUUCACGCACGAGAUUUUCGGACACUAUCCUGUAUGGCUUUUGGUAACGGAUCAGCAGCUGUUACUCUCAGCCUAAAUCUGCUUGCCAAGCAAGGCAACAGCGAUUAUUGUGGUAUUCUAGUCAGCAAUGUGCACGGAGGCGAGCGAACGGAAGAACGGUCAGUCCAAUUGGCAGUAAGAGUGCAUAAAACGUUAGAGUUAGCUGAUGAUAAAUUUUAUGUAAUCACUUGUGGUAAAACCGGAUUAGCAAGAGAUGAUAACUCACCAGUUACUCUUAAGUUCUUUGAUAAUGACCGCCGCAUACAAGAAACAGUAUAUGGUCGAAAGUACCACGUUAAAGCUGAAAUCACUCAUCCAAAUGGAACUCAGGGCAUUCGCGUGAGGAACUGCUUUGCAUUCAACAAGAAAAAUAACACUAUUGCUCUAAUCGACGACAGAGGGUGCCCAAUCAUGAAUAGCGGAACAUACAUAAUGACUCGAUUCCAGACAACCACAAACGGGACGACAGCUAUUGCUACGUUAAACUCAAUGUUUCGAUUUCCCGAAGGUUCUGAGGUCCAUUUUCAAUGUGACGUCCUGCAGUGCAACGGAUUAUGUCCAGAGGAGAACAGUAGCAUAUGUACCGAGGAUAUAGCAAAUACAAAAUCAACCCGCACUUUAGGACAGGCAGAGCAGGGAAUACUUCUAGCAGCCACAACAGUCUUUGUGCUUGAUCCAAUUGAUGCCAAAGCCUUAGGACCAUUAUGCGAUGAUGCUGGAAUUCGACCGCACUGGUUGUUAUGGUUAACAAUUGCACUAGCUGUUCUGUUUCUUAUUAUGCUACUUAUGAACAUAUUUUUGUGCACAGCAAUGAGUUGCAGCUGUGCAAGAACUGAGAUAAUUGAAAAAGAACCGUCAAUCAUCGAAGAAUAUGAUCCGUAUAGGAGUUGGCACGGCUCACAGUAUGGUUCCAGAUACUCACUGCAUGGACGCGAUGGAGGCCAUAACAAAGGUUACACUAGUGGAGGUAGCACGAUUCACUCUAACAGAUCGCUACCAAUUGACUCUGAUCACUAUGCAAUUGUACACAGUAGGCCAGGCUCUAGACACUCAGGUCUACACGGUCAUCGCUCUCGAGGACCACCAAGUAACAUGUAAAUUUUUACGCAAAAAAAAUAAACGGCACUCUUCAGUUUCAUAAUAACGCUCAAAAACCAGAAAGCACAUAGCCAAUCAUAAUUUGUAUUAUUUCAUAGCAUUUAAUAUGGAACAUUACAAUUAUGCUGUUUCACGGUAUAUAGCUAUAUCGUCAUACCAGAAAACCUUAGUCGGGUUGUUCCAAAAGCAUAGCUUAAAUAACAUGUAAAUAUUUGUGAAAAAUUUCACUUUAAACAUUUGUCGAACGGAAUUUUUAACUAUGUAAAUUGGCAAAUUUGAAACGAAAGAUUUCAGUACAGUUUUAAUAUACCGAAAGAAACAUAGAAAAACUUAUUAUAUAAAAAUAAUGUGUUACAAUUGAAUAAAGCAAAAAAAUUAACUAUUAAAAAGACAAACGUUUCUCAAUAAUGUAAUAUUUUUAGCUCCUCGUUUUAAAUGCAAAACAAAACAGAUAAGAAAUAUCGAAAGAAACAACUUGUAUCUUCAUGUUGUGUGAUAGGUCCUGGCAUAGUAUUAAACUCAUGUGGUCAUAAUCUGAAAGAAGUAGGGGAAGGGCGGUAAAGACGGACACCUUAAGGUUUAGACUCAAUAUCUACUCAGAUAUAACUGAAUUGAUCGCAAUUUUCAUACAAAGUGAACCUUUAAGUCUCUGUCUAAUAUAGUUACAACGUAUGCUAGAAAAUUUCUUCCAAAAUUUAUACUUUUUUAAUAUUAUAAACAUUAUGUAUAAAUCAGAGUUUUUGCACAUGGGCGGGAAAGACGGACACUCGCAAAAAGGUGUCACGCGUCGUUAAAUUAUCAGAUUAACAUAUUUCAUCAUGUAUUUAGGAAAGAAUCGGCUUGGGAAAACCCCUGAACAGGCGAGGUCCUAUAGCGACAAUGAACAAGCGUAAGUGCGCGGUUCGGAUCGAAGAAAGAAAAUGAUCCGUACGGUUUGAUCGAUUUAUUUAUACUAACUUAGCUAACAAUUACUUCUUUCCUUUAUAUCACUUGCAAGUGGAACCGAAAAUACCCUAUAAAGAUAAAAAAAAUGAUGAUAACAAUUGAUAUGUGUUUAUAUAAGAUAUGGAAGAUAUUGACCUCAAAGCAAAAACAAAUGAUGUAUAAUCAAAUUGAAUUUUAUAUAUUGCCAUCUGAGAGAUGGUCAUUAGAUUCCAUCACAACGGAAAUAAAACGGUUCCCUGCAAUAUUCCAAUUGGUGACGAACUAAUCAUUUCUAAAAGUUGACCUAUUCCAACUGUUAUAUGACUUGUAAGUAUUUGCAAUGUUAAAUCGUUGUUGGGCAAAAGGAGUUUUAAAUCUUUGCGUCCGUCUUUCCCUACCUUAGGGUGUCCGUCUUUCCCGACUUGGAUACCAUUUUUUCAAACUUCAAUAACUUUUUACUGAAUAUUCAAAAAUUCACCAGGCUUCCAAUGGAUAUUCAGUGAAAAUUCAAACUAACGCAAUGUCGUCGAUGUAGCAUGAAAAUAAUGUUUUUUAAAGACUUACCAGCUAAUUUCUUCACACCUAAAAUUACAUCGGUUAGUGUAUCUACGCAUGUUUUCUUUGUUUCAGCAGUUUAAUUCAAAAGUAUUCAUUCAGUAUAUAAAAACAUUUCCCAUCAUUGAUUUACUUCAAACAAGUGUCCGUCUUUCCCGCUGGGUCUGUCCUUACCGCCCUUCCCCUAUAGUAAGAGGUAAAGAAGACACAGUUAGGAAAGUUAAUAUGAUCAAACACAUUAGAGAUUGUUUCAUUUCGAUUUUGUUAUUUUUAUAAUUUCAGUUAACCAUUUCGUAUUAAUCCGCUAGUUUAACUGCGAAAAAAAAUAUAUUUGGAAAUGCCAGAAAUCUAAUGUAUGUUAUUACACUUUCUUCACAAAUUAUUUUGUAUAUUUCAACUAGCAAAAAGAAAAUAAAACAAAUUGAACU
Messenger RNA from Sabethes cyaneus, 3728 nucleotides. RefSeq lists its product as uncharacterized. The record is from RefSeq and is a predicted model, not a curated record. The transcript has 9 exons. NCBI's taxonomy places the organism in Eukaryota, Metazoa, Arthropoda, Insecta, Diptera, Culicidae. Bases 478 to 1821 code for a protein of 447 amino acids.